GGGGUGCCGUGCACCGUGAAAGGCUCCGGGCGAGUUCUGAGGGAGUGGAAGGUGCGGGUUCGGCCCCCCACAGGAGGUGGAGUUAAGUGAGGCUUUAAGGGUGGUGCCGAGGGCCACCGCCGCCUCCUCAGGCCGCCUGGAAAGGUCUCUGCGGGGAGCUAGGCUGAAACGGGCAGGUAUUGGAAGCCGGGCGUUCAGGGCGAGGAUCAAAGGUCCUUACGUGGAGUGAAAGCUUUAUAGCCAUGACCUCCACCGGCCAAGAUUCUGCCACCAGGCAGCGAAGAACUAGGCACACUCCCCAGUUGCCCCCUCAGGAUUCCAGCGCCACCUCGAAGCGAAGUGUUAAGAAGGGUGCUGGACCCCACUCCAGCCCCAAGCUAGCGGAUGUGAAGAAGAAAGGCAAAAUGAAGAAGCUCAGCCAAGCACUUGAAGACGACCUAAUCAUGGGGUUUCAACGGCUGGAUUUCAACAGUCAGAGAAGACUAGUCUUUGGGACUGGAUUGGUAUUUGAUGAGCAGCUAAAUGACUUCCACUGCCUUUGGGAUGACAGCUUCCCCGAAGGUCCUGAACGGCUCCAUGCCAUCAAAGAGCAGCUGCUCCUGGAGGGACUCCCAGGCCGUUGCGUGUCCUUUCAGGCUCGGUUUGCUGAAAAAGAAGAGCUGAUGUUGGUUCACAGCCUGGAAUACAUUGAUCUUAUGGAGACAACCCAGUACAUGAAUGAAGGAGAACUUCGCAAACUAGCUAGCACCUAUGAUUCAGUUUAUCUGCAUCCGAACUCAUAUUCAUGUGCCUGCCUGGCCACAGGCUCUGUCCUCAGACUGGUAGAUGCAGUCCUAAGGGAUGAGAUUCGGAAUGGUAUGGCCGUCAUCAGACCUCCUGGACACCAUGCCCAGCACAGUCUUAUGGAUGGGUAUUGUAUGUUCAACCAUGUGGCUGUUGCUGCCCGCUAUGCUCAAAAGAAACACCGUAUUGAGAGGGUUCUUAUCGUGGACUGGGAUGUGCACCACGGUCAAGGAACACAGUUCAUCUUCGAUCAGGACCCCAGUGUUGUCUAUUUCUCCAUCCACCGCUAUGAGCAGGGUCGGUUCUGGCCCCACCUUAAGGCUUCUAACUGGUCCGCUACUGGUUUCGGCCCAGGCCAAGGCCGUACCAUCAAUGUAGCUUGGAACAAGGUGGGGAUGCGGGAUGCUGACUACAUUGCUGCUUUCCUGCGCAUCCUGCUGCCAAUUGCCUUUGAGUUUCAGCCUCAGCUCGUUCUAGUGGCUGCUGGAUUUGAUGCCCUCCAAGGAGACCCCAAGGGAGAGAUGUCCACCACUCCAGCAGGAUUUGCCCACCUAACCCAUUACCUCAUGGGUCUGGCAGAAGGCAAGUUGAUUCUGUCUCUGGAGGGUGGCUAUAACCUCCAUGCCCUGGCUAAGGGUGUCAGUGCCUCACUCCACACCCUUCUUGGAGACCCUUGCCCCAUUCUGGAGUUCCCUGGUACACCUUGUCUGAGUGCCCGGAUUUCAAUCUCCUGCACUCUAGAAGCCCAUGAACCAUUCUGGGAGAUCCUUAUGGGAGCAGUUGAUCCCCUAGAUGAAGGGGAUUCGGAGGAAGACAGGCUAGAAGAGGAACAGGAGGAACAAUGCUGGAAGGACGUCACACUGACAGUGGAUACAUGGCCGGUGCUCCAGAAUCGCACUGGACUGGUCUAUGAUGAAAAAAUGAUGACUCACUGCAACCUAUGGGACAACCAUCAUCCUGAGACGCCUCAGCGAAUCUUACGGAUCAUGUGUCACCUGGAAGAGUUGGGCCUUGCAGCUCGCUGUCUCAUCCUACCUGCACGGCCUGCCCUGGAUGCUGAGAUCCUUAACUGCCACAGAGCUAAGUACUUGGAGCGUCUCCGGGACACAGAAAAGAUGAAAACCCGGGACCUGCACCGUGAAGGUGGCAACUUUGACUCCAUUUACAUCUGCCCCAGCACCUUUUCUUGUGCAAAGCUUGCUGCAGGCUCUGCCUGCCGCCUGGUGGAAGCUGUGCUCUCAGGAGAGGUUUUAAAUGGAAUUGCAAUAGUGCGCCCCCCGGGACACCAUGCUGAGCCAGGUUCUGCUUGCGGUUUCUGUUUUUUCAAUUCUGUAGCUGUGGCUGCUCGCCACGCCCAAGAUAUUGUUCGACGGCCCAUGCGGAUCCUGAUCUUGGAUUGGGAUAUCCAUCAUGGGAACGGGACUCAGCACAUAUUUGAGGAUGACCCCAGUGUGUUAUACAUGUCCCUGCACCGGUAUGACCGUGGCACCUUCUUCCCCAUGGGGGAUGAGGGUGCCAGUACCCAAGUAGGUCGAGCUGCAGGUUUAGGGUACACUGUCAAUGUGCCCUGGAAUGGGCCCCGCAUGACCGAUGCUGACUACCUGGCCGCCUGGCAUCGUCUGAUACUUCCCGUCGCCUAUGAGUUUAAUCCAGAACUGGUGCUGGUUUCAGCUGGCUUUGAUGCUGCACAAGGGGACCCACUGGGGGGCUGUCACUUGACCCCUGACGGUUAUGCCCACCUCACCCACCAGCUGAUGGCCCUCGCCAAUGGCCGCAUUAUCCUUAUUCUAGAGGGUGGAUACAACUUGACAUCCAUCUCUGAAUCUAUGGCUGCCUGCACCCAUUCCCUCCUUGGAGACCCACCACCCCUGCUUUCUUUGCUGCGCCCUCCACAUCCAGAAGCCCUGGCCGCAAUCUGUGAUACCAUCCAAGCCCAUCACAGAUUCUGGCGCAGUUUGCGGUUGAUGAGGAUGGUAAACCAAGAAGAAUGCUGCAGUUCUAAGUCUGUCACCAAAACAGCCAAUCCCGUGCCAGCUAAGGGAAUGACCACAUCAAAGGGAAGGGUUCUAGAACCAAGCAUGAGGGAAACCAUAGCAACAAUACCUGCAAAAGAAUCUACACUAGGUCAGGCUAAAGCAAAGAUACUUAAGGCUCAGGACCAGUCAUCAGAGCCAGCUGCUAGAGGAGCUACAGUGGACCUCCCCACCACUAAGGAGCCUCUGGGAGGAGCCACGAUGGACCAGCAUGCCUCAGCAGCAGCCACCGAAACCAUAUGUAACCAGACCACCUCAGAGGAGGCUGUGGGGGAAACUGAGCCAAUCCCAACUCCUCCAGCCUCAUAUGAAGACAAGCACGGCAUAGGAGCACCACCUGUACAGGGAACAACAGCCCAGCAGUCCCCUGACCUGAUUGAGAGUCUUAGUACUUUGAAACUUAGUAGUGGAACUCAGGAGGCCCCUGAAUCAGAGGAGGGCCUACCAGGAGAAGCAGCUAGAGGAGGUCAGGAAAUGAACAGCUUGAUGCUUACACAAGGAUUUGGGGACUUCAAUACCCAGGAUGUAUUUUAUGCUGUCACUCCACUAUCCUGGUGUCCCCAUCUGAUAGCGGUAUGCCCCAUUCCUGCGGCAGGCCUAGAUAUGGCCCAACCUUGUAUGACCUGUGGAACACACCAGGAGAACUGGGUGUGUCUGACUUGCUAUGAGGUCUACUGCAGCCGUUACAUCAAUGCCCAUAUGAUCCACCACCAUGAAGCCUCUACACACCCACUGGUCCUCAGCUGUGUUGACCUGUCUACUUGGUGUUAUCUCUGUCAGGCUUAUGUCCACCACCAGGAUCUGCAAGAUGCGAAGAACGCUGCCCACCAGAACAAGUUUGGGGAGGGCAUGUCUCGCUCCCACUGAGUCCUGCAGCGUGCUGCCUGUCUGCACUUCGAGGCCCCAGACAGAGCAGCUUAGCUCACUGACACUUGUACCUUGGAU
Molecule: messenger RNA, 3761 nt
Organism: Acomys russatus (golden spiny mouse)
Lineage: Eukaryota; Metazoa; Chordata; Mammalia; Rodentia; Muridae
Gene: Hdac6
Product: histone deacetylase 6
Exons: 29
Coding region: 243-3683 (1146 amino acids)
Biological process (GO): chromatin organization
Cellular component (GO): histone deacetylase complex
Molecular function (GO): histone deacetylase activity; zinc ion binding
Source: RefSeq, a predicted model, not a curated record